AUGGGCGACGAUGAGGAUGUCGACUUUGACCGACUCAUGGAUGAGCUUAUGGCCUUGCCUGACAGUUGUGAAGCUGAAGCAAGGGAUGAAGCAGAAGAAGAGAAUGAAGAAGGGUCAAUGGAGGAGGAGGAAGAGGAUCAGGAUGAUGAGGAGGAGGACAAAGGGCAGGAAGAUGAGGAGGACAAAUGGCAGGAAGAUGGCGAAGAGAUUUUGGAUGAAGAAGAAGAUGAUGGUCAAGAUGAACUUGAGGAGGGUGACUCCGACUCUGAAGAAGGUCCUGCGAAGGAACUCCACCCUGAAAGUAGUUCUUUGGAUAGCGACGAAGAACUCUCCAGCGAAUGCGCCUCCUCUGAAGAAGACGAGGAAGCCAGUGAAGAUCAAACCGAAGCGCCUGUCCCAGCUGAUGGUGCUGAUGAUGGGUCCGAGCCGAAACUACUGAAUAGCAACCUGCCAGAUAAGAUAAAAGGUGUGACCAACAAGGCUGACUGGGAGAAGUUUGGGCGCGAAUGCAGCAACAGGAAGAAGUUUCCGGUCAAAUUGACUGAGCACUUGCAAAGGAACAAGAAUGACCUUUUCAACCUAUGGAUGUCUUGUGGCAAGUCCUUGGACAGGGUUGCUGUAGAAGUUGAGCGCCGAGUGGAAAACGUCAACCGCUUUCGCUCUGGGCGUGAGGGCAUGAAAGCGAGGGACAUCCGCAGCAAGUACCCAGAGCCCAAGGCAACUCAGCUCAUUGAGAUGCUUCGCAAGAAGAACAUGUGGUACUGGGAUGAAGAUUUCCCUGAGGAUGAAGAGGAGAUCUACUACUACUGUGGCCGCGCCAAGCGAGUGGACGUCGACAACAUCACGUCAGAAAGGAUGUCUUUGCGUGCUAAGGGCCGACCCGAUCAGGAGACCCUGGCAACCCUCACCGGUGAUCAUGGGCCUCUCAAUGCUGGCGCUCUUCCUGCCGCUGACUCUGCCCACCCUGACGGUGAGAAGAGUCUGUGGGAGGCAAUGACCAAGCGGGAUGUGGCAAAGCCCAAACCCCGCCCCAAGGAGAAAGACCCAGCAGCAGAGGUGGUCGUGCCCAAGACUCUGAAAGAGAUGGCUUCAGAUUCAAUGGGCGAGGCUUUGGGUAGGGGAGCUGAAGCUCGGAAGAUGGCUUUGUCUUUGAAGCAUGUCACAUAUGGCGGUGAGCUCCACAGCAAGCUCAUGGAGUUUUCCAAUACCAUGGAGACUCUAUACCAUCAGUUUCAUGAGCUUGGCAGCAAGGGGCGCUUUGAUGAACCCAAAGCCAAACAGCUCAUUGCCAAAACGGCCGACCACUUGAAAUGGUGGGAGAAAGCGAAGGUGGGGCCUCUCAAAAAGGGUUUUGCUUUUUAA
Messenger RNA from Durusdinium trenchii, 1362 nucleotides. NCBI's taxonomy places the organism in Eukaryota, Dinophyceae, Suessiales, Symbiodiniaceae. The record is from the annotation of a GenBank genome assembly.